AUGCGCGCUGCCCCCGCUGUCCCGCUGCUGUCGCUGCUGCUCCUGCUGGGGCCGCGGCUGGAGGCCGCGGGCGUCCCGGAGCCGCCGCCGCCGCUGCCCACCGUGGUUCUUGCCAUCCUGGCCCGCAAUGCCGAGCACUCCCUGCCCCACUACCUGGGCGCGCUGGAGCGGCUGGACUACCCCCGGGCCAGGAUGGCCCUCUGGUGCGCCACUGACCACAAUGUGGACAACACCACGGAGAUGCUGCGGGAGUGGCUGGCAGCCGUGGGCGCGGACUACGCAGCCGUGGUCUGGAGGCCUGAGGGGGAGCCCAGGUCCUACCCGGAUGAAGAGGGCCCCAAGCACUGGACUAGAGAAAGGCACCAGUUUCUGAUGGAGCUGAAGCAAGAAGCCCUGAGCUUUGCCAGGAGCUGGGGUGCUGACUACAUCCUGUUUGCAGACACAGACAACAUUCUGACUAACAACCAGACGCUGCGGCUCCUGGUGGAGCGCGGGCUGCCGGUGGUGGCGCCCAUGCUGGACUCCCAGACCUACUACUCCAACUUCUGGUGUGGGAUCACCCCGCAGGGCUACUACCGCCGCACGGCCGAGUACUUCCCCACCAAGAACCGGCAGCGCCGGGGCUGCUUCCGCGUCCCCAUGGUCCACUCCACGUUCCUGCUGUCCCUGCGGGCCGAGGGGACAGCCCAGCUCGCCUUCUACCCCCCGCACCCGAACUACACCUGGCCCUUCGACGACAUCAUCGUCUUCGCCUACGCCUGUCAGGCUGCUGGGGUCUCGGCCCACGUGUGCAACGAGCACCGGUACGGGUACAUGAACGUGGCGGUAAAAUCCCACCAGGGGCUGGAGGACGAGAAGGUCAACUUUAUCCACCUGAUCCUGGAGUCGCUAGUGGAUGGGCCCCCCAUGCAGGCCUCAGCUCAUGUGUCUCGGCCCCCAAAGAGGCCCAGUAAGAUGGGGUUCGAUGAGGUGUUCGUCAUCAGCCUGGCUCGCAGGCCGGAGCGCCGGGCGCGCAUGCUCAGUUCCCUCUGGGAGAUGGAGAUCUCUGGGCGGGUGCUGGACGCCGUGGAUGGCCGGACGCUCAACAGCAGUGUCCUCAGGAGCCUGGGUGUGGACCUGCUCCCUGGCUACCAGGACCCCUACUCGGGCCGCACGCUGACCAAGGGCGAGGUGGGCUGCUUCCUCAGCCACUACGCCAUCUGGGAGGAGGUGGCUGCCAGGGGCCUGGCCCGGGUCGUGGUGUUUGAGGACGACGUGCGCUUUGAGAGCAACUUCAAGGGGAGGCUGGAGCGGCUGAUGGAGCAGGUGGCGGCAGAGGAACUCCCCUGGGACCUGAUCUACCUCGGCCGGAAGCAGGUGAACCCUGAGGAGGAGGUGGCCGUGGAGGGGCUGCCCGGCCUGGUGGUGGCUGGGUACUCGUACUGGACACUGGCGUACGCCCUGAGCCUGGCGGGGGCCCACAAGCUGCUGGCCUCGCAGCCCCUACGCCGCAUGCUACCUGUGGACGAGUUCCUGCCCAUCAUGUUUGACCGGCACCCCAACGAGCAGUACAAGGCGCACUUCUGGCCGCGGGACCUGCAGGCCUUCUCGGCCCGACCCCUGCUGGCCGCCCCCACCCACUACGCGGGGGACGCAGAGUGGCUCAGUGACACGGAGACGUCCUCCCCCUGGGAUGAUGACAGCGGGCGCCUCAUCAGCUGGAGCGGCUCCCAGAAGACCCUGCGUGGCCCUCGUCCAGACCUGGCCGGCAGUAGUGGGCACGCCCUCCAUCCCCGUCCCCACCCCCGGGACGAGCUCUAGGUGCCGCUCCAGUGGAGCACACAGGACGUGGCUACAGCUGCGUAGUGGGCCAGAAGCAGGAGCUGCCCCCAGGAGCCAUGGACCAAGCUGCUACCUUGGGCAAGGCCACUCUGCCCUCCUGACCCCUCUCACAUCAGGAGAAACCACUCAGAGACAGAUCUCAUUCCUCAAAGGUCACACAGCACAAGGGCGGGACUUGGGGUUCCCUGACCCUGUCUGGCUGAUUCCGGGGCUGGGGGUGGAGGAGGGAGGUGGCUCCCCAGCCUUCAGUUUUCAAGCCGGGUGGAACCCAGGAGCCUCCGGGGCCCCUCUGCCCCUUCUACCUCCACCUCGGCUCCUUACCAACUUAACGUUCAGGUCUUGCCAGCAGCUGCUUCCCGGGGAAGUGGCAGGUGGACCCUUGCGGAUCUGGUGCCCAGCACACAGUAGGCCUGCAGUAAAAGCCCACUGUAUUUGACUUUAUACUUUUGAGUCAUGGUGGAGCCUCGUUGCUUCUGAGCUGGCCUGGGAGGGAGCGCGUGCGGAGGCAGGGAGACGGAGUGGAGG
This is a messenger RNA of Lepus europaeus (European hare), 2346 nucleotides long. RefSeq names its product cerebral endothelial cell adhesion molecule (gene CERCAM). The transcript has 13 exons. The record is from RefSeq and is a predicted model, not a curated record. NCBI's taxonomy places the organism in Eukaryota, Metazoa, Chordata, Mammalia, Lagomorpha, Leporidae. The coding region runs from base 1 to 1800 and encodes 599 amino acids.